This is a messenger RNA of Tuber melanosporum (Perigord truffle), 1124 nucleotides long. RefSeq lists its product as uncharacterized. The transcript has 6 exons. The record is from RefSeq and is a predicted model, not a curated record. Lineage: Eukaryota; Fungi; Ascomycota; Pezizomycetes; Pezizales; Tuberaceae. Gene Ontology annotation, biological process: spindle pole body localization; nuclear pore organization. Gene Ontology annotation, molecular function: spindle pole body-nuclear membrane anchor activity. Gene Ontology annotation, cellular component: nuclear pore transmembrane ring; spindle pole body. The coding region runs from base 135 to 1124 and encodes 329 amino acids.
AUCAUCUCAGUCUAAUGUUGGCUCAACACCUCGUUACCUCUUCCUAAACAUUCCUCCCCCGGCCAUCGGUAAUAUAUACACUCUCCCAGCCACAGCAAGAUUGAGGGAAUAUUUCCUCUCCAUCAAACACCAUUAUGGUGUCCUCAAUCUCUAGAUCAAUUCCCUCGUCCGCGCCCCCGAGGCCCCCACCACCUCACUAUCAGACAUUCUUGACCCCGAUUCUCCACCGACGAUUUGCUAGAGCAUGCCUAGUUGGUUUUGCCGCCUGUUAUGUUGAAUCUUUUGUGAUAAGCAACAAGUCGAGCUUUUUCUGGGCGAUUUUCCCAUUGGGAUGGACUGGAUUCAAGGCGGUCAUACUUUUCUUUCUAUCCGUAUUUCCCAUACUCAUCCUCCGUAUCUCGCAGCUCCAUGUGGGCGCAAGAUCUCAUACAACUGUGUUUCACGCAAUGAAGACAUAUAUUGGAUCUUUCUCGACCUAUUCGACCUUCCUUACACACUCGUUUGCUUCCCUGGUGUUUGCUUUUCUCUAUCUGUGGUCUAGUUCGAAAGAAGAUCGCCUUGGCUUCAUCAUCGAGGGAAAGAGUUAUGAGCGUCCGCGGUUAAAUGAGCGAUUCUUAUACCUGACCUUUUUUGCCUGCUAUACCGGGUUAGUUCAAGCAGUGCUCCAUCUUUACGAAGAUCGUGGGAGGCUUCAACUCCCACAUCUCUAUUUAUCUCCCAAGGCGGCCUUCAAGAAGAAAUUUAUUGAAGUCCCCUCUGGCGCCUUCCACAUGGCACUCAUAUCUGCUUCUACAGCUCCAUUCGCCUACAUGCCUUUUCGCCCAGUUAUAUGGCAUUAUACACUGGUCACCGCCAAAACUUUUUACUGGCUUAAUCGAUCUAGUACCCUUCCUUCAUUCCCUGUCGGCGCUGGGAUGUUUAUUAGAUCUCUCUGGCUCUCAUUUCUCAUUGGGGCCAUGUGGCAAAUUUCCAAUAUAGCCUUCGACGUUUAUUUCACCCAAAAGCCGCUCUCGGCGGAUGGCAAGACCGUCAGUGAAAAGUCUUCUGACCCCAAUGGGACUCUAGUUACUGGCCUAAAGGCUUCGCAAGCGCCAUUGGAACCAUCCAAUAUAUCGAUAGACUGA